Messenger RNA from Antechinus flavipes (yellow-footed antechinus), 2886 nucleotides. RefSeq names its product POU class 2 homeobox 1 (gene POU2F1). Gene Ontology annotation, molecular function: DNA-binding transcription factor activity, RNA polymerase II-specific; RNA polymerase II cis-regulatory region sequence-specific DNA binding. Gene Ontology annotation, biological process: regulation of transcription by RNA polymerase II. The transcript has 16 exons. Gene Ontology annotation, cellular component: nucleus. Lineage: Eukaryota; Metazoa; Chordata; Mammalia; Dasyuromorphia; Dasyuridae. The coding region runs from base 26 to 2314 and encodes 762 amino acids. The record is from RefSeq and is a predicted model, not a curated record.
GCCGAUUUUGGUUAAAAUAUUCAAAAUGGCGGACGGAGGAGCAGCGAGUCAAGAUGAGAGUUCAGCCGCGGCGGCAGCAGCAGCAGACUCAAGAAUGAACAAUCCGUCAGAAACAAGUAAACCAUCAAUGGAAAGUGGGGAUGCCAACACAGGUACACAGACAAAUGGCCUAGACUUUCAGAAGCAGCCUGUUCCUGUUGGAGGAGCAAUCUCUUCAGCUCAAGCUCAGGCCUUCUUUGGACACCUACAUCAGGUCCAACUUGCUGGAACAAGUUUACAGGCUGCUGCUCAGUCCUUAAAUGUACAGUCUAAGUCUAAUGAAGAAUCUGGGGAUUCCCAGCAGCCAAGCCAGCCUUCCCAGCAGCCUUCAGUGCAGGCACCCAUCCCCCAAACUCAGCUCAUGCUGGCUGGAGGACAGAUAACAGGGCUUGCCCUGACCCCAGCUCAGCAGCAGUUACUGCUACAGCAGGCACAGGCCCAGCUGCUGGCAGCUGCAGUUCAGCAUUCGGCCAGCCAGCAGCACAGCGCCGCGGGUGCCACCAUCUCGGCCUCCGCUGCAACGCCAAUGACACAGAUCCCUCUGUCACAGCCCAUACAGAUUGCACAGGAUCUGCAACAGCUGCAACAGCUACAACAGCAGAAUCUAAACCUGCAACAAUUUGUGUUGGUGCAUCCAACCACCAACUUGCAACCAGCACAGUUUAUCAUCUCGCAGACGCCACAGGGGCAGCAGGGCCUCUUACAAGCGCAGAAUCUUUUAACACAACUACCUCAGCAAAGCCAAGCCAACCUCCUGCAGUCUCAGCCAAGCAUCACCCUCACCUCACAGCCAGCAACCCCAACACGCACAAUAGCAGCAACCCCAAUUCAGACACUCCCACAGAGCCAGUCAACACCAAAGCGAAUUGAUACACCCAGCUUGGAGGAGCCCAGUGACCUUGAGGAGCUUGAGCAGUUUGCCAAGACUUUCAAACAAAGACGGAUCAAACUUGGAUUCACUCAGGGUGAUGUUGGGCUCGCUAUGGGCAAACUCUAUGGAAAUGACUUCAGCCAAACUACCAUCUCUCGCUUUGAAGCCUUGAACCUCAGCUUUAAGAACAUGUGCAAAUUAAAACCACUUCUAGAGAAGUGGCUAAAUGACGCAGAGAACCUCUCAUCUGAUUCAGCACUCUCUAACCCAAGUGCCCUGAAUUCUCCAGGGCAGGGGAUUGAGGGUUUGAACCGCAGGAGGAAGAAACGCACCAGCAUAGAGACCAACAUUCGUGUGGCCUUAGAGAAGAGUUUCCUGGAGAAUCAAAAGCCUACCUCGGAAGAAAUCACCAUGAUUGCUGAUCAACUAAAAAUGGAAAAGGAGGUGAUCCGUGUUUGGUUUUGUAAUCGCCGCCAGAAGGAGAAAAGGAUUAAUCCACCUAGUAGUGGUGGGACCAGCAGCUCACCUAUAAAAGCAAUUUUUCCCAGUCCAACCUCAUUGGUGGCAACCACGCCCAGCCUUGUGACAAGCAGUGCGGCCACUACCCUGACGGUCAAUCCCGUCCUCCCUCUAACCAGCGCGGCGGUAACCAACCUCUCUGUGACAGGCACUACAGAAACCACCUCCAACAACACCGCAACAGUGAUUUCGACAGCACCUCCAGCUUCCUCAGCAGUGACACCCCCCUCUCUGAGCCCCUCCCCUUCUGCCUCCGCCUCUGAGGCAUCCAGUGCCAGUGAGACCAGCACAACACAGACCACCUCCGCCCCUUUGUCCUCCCCUCUUGGGACCAGCCAGGUGAUGGUGACAGCAUCCGGGCUGCAGACCGCAGCUGCUGCCCUCCAAGGAGCUGCUCAGCUGCCUGCAAAUGCCAGUCUUGCUGCAAUGGCUGCUGCAGCAGGUUUAAGUCCAGGGCUGAUGGCACCCUCACAGUUUGCAGCUGGAGGUGCCUUACUCAGUCUCAACCCAGGGACAUUGGGCAGUGCUCUCAGCCCGGCUCUGAUGAGCAAUAGUACACUCGCAACCAUUCAAGCUCUUGCAUCUGGUGGAUCUCUUCCAAUAACAUCACUGGACGCAACUGGGAACCUGGUAUUUGCCAAUGCAGGAGGAACUCCAAACAUCGUGACCGCCCCGCUGUUCCUGAAUCCUCAGAACCUCUCUCUGCUCACCAGCAACCCAGUCAGCCUGGUCUCGGCGGCCGCAGCCUCCGCAGGGACCUCCGCACCAGUUGCCAGCCUUCACGCCACCUCCACCUCAGCUGAGUCCAUCCAAAACUCUCUCUUCACUGUGGCCUCUGCUGGUGGGGCUGCUUCCACCACCACUACCGCCUCGAAGGCGCAGUGAGCGGGGCCGAGCGGGGCGCCACCAGCCUUCGUCACUGGGCGGGGUGGUUGGCCGCUGGCUGGGUUUGAAACUAAAAAUAGGAUUGGCUUCUUCUCACCGUGUGGCUGGGGACAAGGGAGAGAAGGAAAACAAAAACAGGAAGGAUGGAAAGAUGGGACAGACUUUUGCCUAAUUUUGUAAUAAACACUGUCUUUUCAGGAUUGCUUCAUGGAUUGGAGAACUUUCUAACCAAAAAUGUAAAAAAAAAAAAAAAAAAAACCACAAAAAAAAAUUAAGUAAAAGGACUACUUAUCAUUUCCAGCAGUCAUGAUGACAAGUUAAGGUGGGUUAUAAAUUCCAACAUAGGAAGGGGAUUUCUUGUUUGUCUAAAUAUCUUUUUUCUUUUUUUAAAAAAAAAUCAUUUUUAUGGGUCUGUUGUACAGGCCAUUUAUGUCAUAACAAGGUGUUUAUAAUCGUAUCAAUUGUGUUGGGGGUUCCUUUCUUAACUGGUACAAUUUAGGCAGGCCUGUAUUACUGUAUCUCCUUUAUUAUUAUUAUUAUUAUUGUUGUUGUUGUUGUUAUUUUUAUAUCCA